AUGCAGGCGGCCACUAGCUCCCACGGGCGCCCCACUUCAACGCGAGGGGAAGCCGCGUCCCAGCCAUCUGUUUCGCGUUCCGGCUCGUGCUUCCCUUCACAAACAGUCCCCGCGAAGUAUCGACGACAAACGCUAUUCGAGACAACAAUUCUAACUUGUCGCAUCGCCCAGGUCCCAGGGGCAUCCGUUCGCUCGAUUACCGCAACCAUCAUGAUGGAGCCCCCGGGGAAGCGAUUACGCAUCCUCCAAUCUGUCGAAGUGGACGAGACGAAGCCCGAUUACGUCGCAGCGAAGCAGAAACAACAAGAGAAGUUCAAGGGAAGACUCGAGAAACUAUUCGCCAAAUACGGAAGUAUGCACGAAUCAAUGAGCGACGAGAUCGACUUCAAGACGGGCAAGGUGGUGGUAGACAGGGGACACCUGAGGAGGGUUCAGCGGCAGAUGAAGCGGAAGGGACCAGGGUUACUUGACAGUCUUCUGGAGCCUCAGUCGGAGCGAGACGAUACACCAGAUAAUGGGGAGGAGCGAGCUGGAUCAGAGGACGAGUUGGCGCCUACACAGACACGAAAGAGGAAAAGGGACAGCGUGGAAGACGGAGAGGAGGUUGCGCAAAAUCCAGAUCAACAUAACAUGGCCUUGGUCACAUCAUCGUCACAAGCUGCGCCAACAGCAGCGGCGCAAGAGAAUGCGCCCCAGAUACCGAACACACCAAAUCCAACAGCGAAUCUUCUCCAACAGAUUCAGCAGACACCACUUGGUCAACAGGCGCAAGCAGCGUUGAUUGCCAACUUGAAUCAGACCAUUGCGCAGGCUGUGCAACAAGCCGUUGCGCCAUUACUCAGCAUUCUUCAGAUCACGCCAAACGGACAGGCUGCACAAGCUCCGAUCUUUCCUGUGCCAUCUCCUCUACCCGUGACCGACAACGUGAGACCAGCGGCGGAUCCAAAAUGGUACUUUCCACCUAUAUCAGUUGUGAAAGAAGCUUCACGAAUUGAAUAUCAGAGGUCUUCUCCCCCUGUGAUGAAGGAACCGCCAGCACAGACCACGAACCGCAAUGGAGACCGCUCGCCCCUGGUACCCCGGAGAAGAAGCCCAAAGGUCGUUAUCAAGAGGCGCCGUGGUAUCACAAAGACCAAGCAAGACUCUCAUGUACUGGAAGCAAGCGUUGAAAGGCCACAGAGCUCGCACUCGUUGCCAGCAUUGUGCAGAAACGCCAAUUCUUGCCCGGAUGCAGACCCUGUCGUCGAGGACUCGCUCAACUGCAAAGCCAAAGGAGCCGGAUCGGCCCGUGAGAAGUAUCACUUCACUGAAGAAGACGAUGUAUAUAUCAACAAAAGAAGGGAGCUACACAACAUGACGUUCAAGGAGAUUAAAGCCAGCAAAGCAAAGUGGUUGAAUUGGCCUAUCAGUACAUUCUGCAACCGUUGGAGCGCCCAUUUGAAGGAUAAGAAGCUCCAUCUGCGGGACACGCCUAGAACAGGGUCGAUUGCUCAACACGACGCAUCAAUACCUCCCGAACAUGAGGAGCAUUUUUUCUCAAGCAUAGAGAUCCCAGAGACAUCGUCAACGUCACAUCACCUACCCACACCGAGCUCUCUAGAACAAGAGGAUAAUCACAUUGAGAGGGCCAUGAUACCAUCAUCUUCGCAUUUCGAUGACGAUGAAUUGGAACUUCUCUCCCUAGCCGGCGCCAACAUCACCGACAUGCUCCCCACACAUACCUCCCACUACGAAGACGACACCUAUCCUACACCCGAUGAACCCCUCCCCUCAAUUGAAGGCGCCGAGUUUCGCAACGAAGACGAGCUGCAACUCGAAAUGCUCAAGUUCGAAGAAUCCCCCACUCCAGAACCAACCCAACCCAAGGUUCUCCUCAGCACGAUACCAGAGACUCAAGAAUCAGUCGCUUCUGUCUCUUCGCCAACUCAGAAACGCACAGUGAACCAAAAACCUAAGCCCAAGCCGAUGGUCACCUACCGUGCCGCCUCAGAGACUUCAGACGAUCUCGACAUCAUCGGUGCGAACGACGAGCCAGCAACACCGCAUACAUACAUCAAGCGUGAAUCUCUGACUCCGCAAGCGACCAGGGUUCUCUGUAGCUCACCUGCGAUCAAAACACCGAGGCCUAUCCCGCAGUCUUUAGGCAUGACAGCCAAGUCAACAGGGAAACUGGACAGGAGAGCGUAUCUUAAAGAGGUUAAGCAGUCGUGGGCUAGAGGAAAGGGGAAAACGCCUGGCUCGCAGAAUUGGAGGAGGAGCCUCAAUGUAUUACCAAUGGUGCGGAAAAAGGUGCGGGUAGACGUCGAGGUGGGUGAUAGCGAGGAUGAACUGGCUGCAUGCUAUGAUAUCAAUGCCCCGAGGGUUCGAGAAGGAUACAAUGUUCCUGUGUACGUGCAAUAG
Molecule: messenger RNA, 2400 nt
Organism: Macroventuria anomochaeta
Lineage: Eukaryota; Fungi; Ascomycota; Dothideomycetes; Pleosporales; Didymellaceae
Exons: 2
Coding region: 1-2400 (799 amino acids)
Cellular component (GO): nucleus
Molecular function (GO): histone binding; protein heterodimerization activity
Source: RefSeq, a predicted model, not a curated record